Molecule: messenger RNA, 382 nt
Organism: Theileria parva strain Muguga
Lineage: Eukaryota; Apicomplexa; Aconoidasida; Piroplasmida; Theileriidae
Gene: RPL39C
Product: 60S ribosomal protein L39-1
Exons: 3
Coding region: 173-328 (51 amino acids)
Biological process (GO): translation
Cellular component (GO): ribosome; cytosolic large ribosomal subunit
Molecular function (GO): structural constituent of ribosome
Source: RefSeq, a predicted model, not a curated record
ACCAAACAUUAUCAACUAAGAAAUGUACUAAAUAAUAAAUAAUAAUUUGUAGUGUGAUAGGAUUUAAAUAUCAUUUUUACAUUAAUUUCGAUAACCUUCUCCCCCAUUAGAACGGUCAAAUAAAUCUUAAUCAUUUUAUAUAAAAGUAGUCUGAUUUAUUAGAUUCUUAAUAAUGGGAUCCGUUAGGACUUUGACCCUUAAGAAACAUUUAGGCAAGAAGAUGAAACAAAACAGACCGAUACCACAUUGGUUUAGGCUAAAGACAGGAAACAAAAUAAGGUAUAAUGCGAAAAGAAGGUACUGGCGUAGGACUAAACUGAAGGUCUAAUUUUAAUAAUCAUAUUAAAAUCAAUUCUUAUCAUAUUAAUUUUCUUGUUUACAA